ACCGAAAAUAAAUAACGCUUUGUUUAAGAAUUAUUGAAACAGUUUCCGGGGUACCGCCCUCACCAUAAAUCAGUCUUUGACCAUUUAGGGAGGGGCCUUGUAGCGCUCGCAGUCGCCCGUACAAAGCACACGAAACUAACAAACACACGAAACCGCUAGCUCAAAGUCUGCCUUUUCGCCCAACUUUCAGACCUUGCUGCAGACCUUUAAAAUUUUCAAGCUACGCCGCUAGUCUUGCUAGUUAGUGUAUUUUAGCGUUUGAUUUUUUAUUCGAUACUUUGAUACAACUUUUUACAGUAUAUUAAUAGUUUCAUAUUUUUAAAGUAAAAAAUGUUCGUUUUUCUGUAUGUAUUAUUCUGCAUGCCAUGCCUGUUCUUCAAAGUGCACUUUUGAUAGAAAAUAGUCACUAUGAAAUCUUAUUUGCUCAUCACGCUGACAGUUUUUAAAGUUGAGGCUAGAGAUACAUUAUUAACUGGGAUUUUUAAACAGCCCUGUGCAAAUGCUACAUACUGCAAACAACUGUAACUAUGUACUGUUUCAUCGUAAUGUUUAACUAGAGAUAAAAGUUUUUGUUAAUUAUAAUUCAGCCAUGUUUAAUGGAUGACAUCGUUUAUUUGCCCUAAUAAUGUCAUUAGCUUUUUAUUUCACAUUAAAUGUAUAUAGGAAAAAAUAAACAUCCCUAAUAGAUUCUAAUUAUGUUUGAGUAACCCCGUGGGCUGCAGCCUUCCCAUCCUACAUAUAUUCAGUGCAAGGUUUUAUUCAUUUAUCAAUCGAUUCUUAAUACAAUAUCAUGCGAUUUUAUAUCAAAGGUUGUGUAGAAAACGGCUGAUAAGCCCGUUAUUCAGAGGAGAGAACUUUGUUCUCACUUCCUUUCGACCGAUACUUCACCUCGGAACAAAUGUUGCUGUUGUUGUUCAAAGUAGGUGAGGGACAGGACAGUGGGUCCUUGGACCUGCGAAGGUAUGAAUGUCAAUCGUCUGUUUUUAGGCGUUGCAAAAGCACAAAUCGCCCUGAUAGAUUUGUAGGAUUUGUUACAGAAAUGGAAAAAAUUUCAGGUGAUACCAUUCACAAUAUUCUUGAUCACUUUGGAAAGCGACAAGAUGAGCUAUUGGAUCAUCCUUUGCAAGGAGAUGAGACUGUCAUCUUUGGGGAUUCAUUGCUAGUCAAUUUCCAGUCAGAUAAGCAAGAAACAUCAAAUUUGAACAAAGAAGACUUUGACAAUACCCUCCAAGACCCAUAUGGUGAAUCUUCAUUGCUCAACACAUCCCAACAAACAUUUCUUCACUGUUUUAUGCAGCAAAUUCCAGGAGUUUUGAAUAUUUCUCCUUUGCAGAGACACAUGGCAUGAUUUGUUUGAUGUCGAAGAUUAUCUCAUAGAGAUCAAGAAAAAGGCCUUGCAUGGGAGACUUGGACAUUCACCUUACCGAGGAGUUUGUUGGAAGUUGUUAUGGGAAUGUCUGCCAGAAGAUAGGGAGAAAUGGGUUGUCAUGACCAACAAACUGAGAGCUGAUUAUGAAGUCAUUCGGGAUAAGCAUCUUACAGACCCUUAUCAGUCAUCUGCCAUGGACCUUGCUGUCAACAAUCCUUUGUCACAAGAGGAGAAUAGUCCUUGGCACCAGUAUUUUCAAGAUGGCGAGCUAAGGAGUACUAUUUGUCAAGACUUGGAAAGACUCUAUCCAGAGAUGGAUUUCUUUAGGAAGAAGAAAGUGGAUGAAAUAAUCCUACGCUGCCUGUUUGUGUACGCAAAGGAGCAUCCAGAAAUUACGUAUAAGCAAGGAAUGCAUGAAGUUGUUGCACCUAUAGUGUAUGUUCUUUGGGAAAACGCACAGAAUGUUAGAGAGAGCAAAGAAGAUUUGCAGGAGGUAAUUUGCAUUGUUAAUGACCAUCGCCAUGUAGAGCAUGACACAUUCUGGUUGUUUAGUGAGAUAAUGGAUUCUGUAGAGCCGAUGUUUGUCAAUGCAAAACCGGUUUUAGAAGACGAUGGUAAUGGAAAGCAAAAGGUUGCAAAUGUGGAUGAUCUGUUUGUAGCUGCAUCUCCAAAUCAGCCGACGUCAGCUAUCUCAAAAAAACUUGUUAGGAUUCAGAAUUACAUGCUGAAGAGGUACGACCACGAAUUAUACUCAAGGCUGCAAGAACUCGAUAUUGCACCGCAGCUUUAUGGCAUUCGUUGGAUCCGAUUGCUAUUCGGAAGAGAAUACCCACUUCCUGGUCUCCUGUAUCUAUGGGAUGCUAUGUUUGCAGAUGGAAGGACACUUGAUCUUGCUGAUUUUGUUUUCAUUGCUAUGCUCAUGCAUAUUCGAAACUUUUUACUCAAAAAUGACUACACGGCAUGCCUUAUGCAACUAAUGAAAUACCCAGCUUCAGUGGAUGCAAAGAUGAUACUCCGUAAGGCGCUGGCAUUAAAAUCUUCGAAGCCUUCUUCCAUACCAAGUAAAAAGCAACUGAACAUGCAGAUGAACAGAACGAAAGCUCGAAAUGUAGACACAUCUCGACCUUUAAGUGAUUCACUCACAGAAGAACAAAAGUUUGCACAUGUCUUGGGCUCAAGCAAAAGACCCAUUGCUAAGUUGCAAGGGCAGAGUUCGAAAGCUCCUUCUAAGUCGUCCCAGUGGUAUGCUGACGCGUCUGACGAUACUGAUAACCAGAAAACAGCAACAACAACAAUAGGUGGAAAGAAGGAGACUUUCGUAGAAGAAGUAAAGCGAUCACAAAGAUUUGAAACUGACUCAACUGAAUACCGCGUUCAAACUGAUGAUUCUGAGAUCAAGCGUGGCGAGAGAUUGGCUCGAGCUCAAGUCUUAAAGUCAAGUAUGGUGUCUCAAAUAUCAAAUGUAUUUGGAAGACAUACCACUGGCCUGUCGAACGACGUUCUUUCGAAGUUUUCCUCUCGGAACAAGAACAAAGCCAAAGAGAGUAACGUCUCUCAACUUGAAGAGGAUCAUGAACGACUUCAACGACAAAUUUCGCAGCUGCAGUCAGACUUUGACAGGAUCCAAUCUUUGUGUCUAUUCUGUGCUGGGAAAAUGGAUUCUUACCUAGGAUUUAUUGACGCGAGUGUGGAUGAAUCAGUGGACAAUCAAAUUACCCAAUCUUGUGUUGCUGGCCUACAGAAGGUACGGGAUAUUUUAGCAAGAACAACCGAGAUUGAACCCUCUGCAGAAGCAUACGAGAGACAAUUUGCUUCCAUUGACAAACGUCUGUCCGCAGCUUUUUCUGAUCCAGUUAUAGCUCCAAACGAAAUUUCUACGAAAGCAUCGCAACCUUCAUUAAGGCACAAAGAGGACCACUUUGGAGAUGAUGAGAACACCCCAGAAACAAAUGAUAUGCUGAGUGACUCAGAAACAAGGCUGGUAAAUGAAAAAUCAAUUGGGCUCGAUUAUUUUGGCUACAAAGGUGAUAACGUGAAUACAAAUGAAGAUAUUAUUUCAAGUAACAAUUCUGAAAGUAACAUUAACGAGGGCCAGUCAAGUUCAUCAACAUCUUCAUCUACUCCAGAGCCAUGGAGCUAUUUAAAGCCGGAAGAUUCUCCUGGUGACUUUGAGAGGGAACUGCUCUCCAUAAAAGAUAGAUACGUGGCUAGUGCUCCUUCCCAGCCACAUGAAGAUUUAGGGACUGCUUUAGAGUAUGUCACAGUACACAAAGAUAGCGUCAUGUCGCAAUCAGGAACAAAUGACGAUCUGAAUGACUCAAUCGACCCCUUGUCGGCUCUAGAACAGCAUUUUAGUUAGAUAUCUGCAAUUUGCUUUUCAGAGAAAGCAAUAUUUGAAGAUGAUUGAUUCAAGAGCUUUUUUGUAUGUGGAUUAAACAGGAUUGUUGAUUUGUCCUCUAGGUGUUUAUAGGUAGGCCAUAUUCGAUUUCCAGACGUUAGAUUUUAAUGUUAUUAACGAUGAUAUUUGUAAAGUAGGUCGUACCAAAAAAAUAAUAAUAAGUUUAGGCACUGCCAAAGCUCUAAAAUAUUAGUACAUAAUUUAUGAAAAAAUUACUUCAAGGAAAAUUUGAAUUUUAACUUUUUCUCGUCGGGUAGAUCACAAUACCUUUUUCGAUAUUUGAAUCGCAUGCAAUUUGUUGUUUUAAUUUUGAAAAUUGGGAAUUAAUGACAAAUAAUGCUUGUCAAAAUUACAAUGUUUACAGAGUCAGGUUAUUUUCAAUUCGUGUCUGUCUUUCUCGCGCAAAGCAAACUCCAGGUUUUAGUUAUUUUUAUGGAGAUAUAUAACUGAUCUAUAAAAAAAGAAUGGAUCGAGCUUCUGUUGUGACGCGGGAAGAGGGGCCUCAGAACAGCCCGACAUAGGAGUGGAUAUUCACUACCACUCUAAUAACGCUUUCAUCUGCUUUUUCCGCUGUUUUUUCGCCAUUACACGCAUU
Rhopilema esculentum is the source of this 4362-nucleotide messenger RNA. Lineage: Eukaryota; Metazoa; Cnidaria; Scyphozoa; Rhizostomeae; Rhizostomatidae. The record is from RefSeq and is a predicted model, not a curated record.